This is a messenger RNA of Strigops habroptila (Kakapo), 4081 nucleotides long. RefSeq names its product RUNX family transcription factor 3 (gene RUNX3). Gene Ontology annotation, molecular function: ATP binding; DNA-binding transcription factor activity, RNA polymerase II-specific; RNA polymerase II cis-regulatory region sequence-specific DNA binding. The record is from RefSeq and is a predicted model, not a curated record. Lineage: Eukaryota; Metazoa; Chordata; Aves; Psittaciformes; Psittacidae. Gene Ontology annotation, cellular component: nucleus. The coding region runs from base 50 to 1261 and encodes 403 amino acids. Gene Ontology annotation, biological process: regulation of cell differentiation; hemopoiesis; neuron differentiation. The transcript is spliced from 5 exons.
CCAACUCGCACCCCCCGGCCGCGGCGGCUCCCUGACGCCCGCCGUUGUGAUGCGUAUUCCCGUAGACCCGAGCACCAGCAGGCGCUUCACACCCCCCUCCACGGCCUUCCCCUGCGGUAAGAUGGGCGAGAACAGCGGGGCGCUGGGGGCCCCCGCGCCGGGGGCCCGGGCUCGGCCCGAGGUCCGCUCCGUCGUGGAUGUACUGGCCGACCACGCCGGCGAGCUGGUGCGCACCGACAGCCCCAACUUCUUGUGCUCUGUGCUGCCGUCCCACUGGAGGUGCAACAAGACGCUGCCCGUCGCCUUCAAGGUUGUAGCCCUCGGAGAUGUGCCCGAUGGGACGGUGGUCACGGUGAUGGCCGGGAACGACGAGAAUUACUCGGCGGAGCUCCGCAACGCUUCCGCCGUGAUGAAAAACCAAGUGGCGAGAUUUAACGACCUCAGAUUUGUUGGGAGAAGCGGCCGGGGAAAAAGCUUUACCCUGACGAUCACCGUGUUCACCAACCCCACGCAAGUUGCUACCUAUCACCGAGCCAUUAAAGUGACUGUGGAUGGACCACGGGAGCCACGAAGGCACAGACAAAAGCUAGAAGACCAAGCCAAACCCUUCACCGACCGCUACGGGGAGCUGGAACGGCUGCGCCAGUCCAUGAGAGUCACCCCAACAACACCUAACCCCCGCGGAUCCCUCACCACCCCGAGCCACUUUGGGUCCCAGGCUCAAACUCCAAUACAAGGCACGUCAGAGCUGAGCCCCUUCUCUGAUCCCCGGCAGUUCGACCGCUCCUUCCCAACGCUGCCGGCUCUCACCGAGACCAGGUUCUCCGACCCGCGGAUGCAUUACCCCGGCGCCAUGUCCGCUGCCUUCCCCUACACGGCGACUCCCUCUGCCACUGGCAUCGGGGGCAUCAGCAUGACCAGCAUGCCCACCACAACACGCUUCCACCACACUUACCUGCCACCUCCCUACCCCGGCUCCACACAGAACCAAAGUGGACCCUUCCAGGCCAACCCCUCUCCCUACCAUUUGUACUACGGCACGUCUUCAGGCUCCUACCAGUUCUCCAUGGUGGCGGGUGGCGAGCGGUCACCCACCCGGAUGCUCUCUUCUUGUACAAGUGCCUCAGCAGGGAACAACUUAAUGAAUCCCAACCUGGGCAAUCAGAAUGAUGGGGUGGAUGCAGAUGGGAGCCACAGUAACUCACCGACAACCAUGACAACUACUGGGAGGAUGGAUGAGUCGGUCUGGAGACCCUACUAAGGAGGAACUCAGCUGGACACCGAUACCUUUAAUUUAAUCAGCCACCGUUACGUUACUCCCUUUGGUAGUGAAUAGAGCAAAAUGAUGUCUAGGGAGAAGGUAAACCAAAGUGUCUCAAACCAAAAGCAAACCAGGAUCUCUGCAUGCAAGCAUAGGCAAACAUCAAGCGAAGAUGGACCAGGACCUACAUUACAUUUCAAGAUGAACAUCCACUUGAGGCUUGAAUUCGUUGCUUGAUGUGGUUCUUUUCAUAUGUUUUAAGUGUGCGGAUUGUACAUAGGGGGAAAAAAAAAAGAAAAGGACGUGUGGAAUCAGAUGUUUGUCUCUUGCAGAACACUCCUCAAUCAUCUCACUUGCACCUCUUCCCCACACAAAGCAUUCAAAAGUUAGGAAAAGCUCAUCCUUCUUCUGCAGAGUGUUUCAGAGAAGAGAGCAGGGAGUCAUCCAAGGCCAUCCCUCUGCCAACGCAGGGAGACUGGACUGAAAAGAAAAAGGAAGAAAACAAAAGGAUAACCCCUAUUGUGCCCUCCCCUUCCCUCCUGCCAGCGCAGGGCCCCGACCACCAAAGAGCUGUGGGCACCGCGAGAGGGUCGGGUUUGCAGCACCGCUGCGGGUCAGCCACGUGAAGGAGAGCUGUGAUGUGAUUGUUGUGACUUGCUGUUGACGACAGAGGUUGUAUUGUUCUUUUUUGUCAUUGUCGUCACUUUUAACCAGUAACGUGGCUGAUCCAGGCCUGGCUGAGCCCUCACCUCGAUGUUUACAUGAGAUGUACUUUUCAUGAGACGUGUUUCAGUUUUUGUUUGCUCUCCUGUCCUCACCUCACCAUUCAGCUCUUUGCUCCCCUUAGCAGAUCUCAGUGAUGGUGGCUGCGGUGAAGGCGGCAUUCAGGACAAUCCAAGAUGUAUGAGAUGCACUUCCAAGCGCGUUAGCUGCAGAAGGGACUCGGGAGCCUUUGGCAUGAUCCUGCCACUGGUCUCUGGGUCUUCCUUUCAUUCUGUCUGAGGGGCAGCACAUGCAGCUGGUGGCAAAGCACCAUAUUUCUAUGAUGAUUCUUGCCCGUGUUUUCACCCAGAGCGGAUGGACACAUGAUGACUUUGUUUUUGUUAAGAAGCGACUUACACUUGUCAGUUCAUACUGAAAGCUCUAACUGAGAUUUGGAGAAAGGAGCAAUUUCUACUCAGUCCCUUGGUGGUGGGAAUAUCAUGAAGCAAUAUUAUCUAUCUAGCCUUUUCCAGCCCCUCACCCUCCAGUCCCCCGAGCGACCCUGAGCACGGGUGUCUUGCUGUGGAUGAAUAAGCUGAAGAAGGGGCACUAAGGGUACCACCAGCCUGUUGGUAGCUGGUUGCAUCAUGUGGCUUUAGGAGGAAUCAGGUCUCCAGGCACCUCACACCCUUGUGUGAUACCAAAGAGAUGGGAACCCAAGCAGGAUGGUGGCAGGAGGUGGCAGGCAGCUGGAGAGGUGGCAGGGCUGAGGUUCCCAGGGAGCACAUACCUGUGGAACCCACUGCCCUCCAGCACCAGAAGGGGACACAGAUGGCCCCAGUGCCACCAGUAACCAAGAUUUUCUUGGGUUUUUUUCUGAGCAUAAGAAAGUUGAAGCUCAGAGCUGCCCUCCCGGCCCCUCUGUCUCAGUUACACCAUUACAGCCCAUCACCAAAUCUCAGUUGGCAGCUUGUCAGCACUUGGUUGAGGUACAAAGCAUUGCAAUUGCACUACCCCAUCAAGACUGGAGCAAGACAUCCUGGCUUAGUUGGAAAGAUGCAAUGACCACUCAUGAGUUAAAUAAGCAACAAGAAGAACAACUCUUUUAAAUAAUAAUGAAACUAAAAAGCCCUACCCCAGCCAAACUGCAACCUUCACUUGCCAGCGGUGGAAACUGGACCACGGCAGCCUUGUUCUGAUGCAUUUACAUUUAGCAUCUGAUCGCACCACUGAUUGAAAGCACAAAGAAACCAAGGCAUUCGUAGUACUAGGUUAAUUUAAGACUGUUUGUAGUGAGUUUAAAGAAUAAAAUAAUAAAAAGAAUGGCAAUGAUGUUGUUGUUAUGACAUAUCGUCAUGUGAAGGUGUCGAUGUGUGCACCUCUAUUGUAUGCAAGUGGCCACAAGACAGGCCAAAGGUUUUUGCUUUGCACUAUAAUUUGCUUUUUUUAAAAAUGCACAAUCGCUUGUACAGUAAAACCCCUUUGUCUGGCUCACAGAAUAUUUAACUAUAAAAUCUAAUUUUUGGUCGUAUUUGUUAUAAUAAUAUAAUUCUUAAAUGUGUUGAAGGAUCCAAUUCUUAAUAAUGCUUCUAAUACUUUUAUGUGCAGGGUAAAAUAACAACAGACAGCUAAGGAGAUGAGAACAAAGGUCUUUGUAGAUAAAGAAGGCUAAAGUUGUUGGUUUUUUUAAUGGUGUCUUACGACGGACAUUAAAAAAGUGCUAGUGAUACCAAAUAAUGUGGUUAUUUGUGUAAUAUACCAGCCCUACUUGAAGGUAAUGCCCUAUAUUUAAUAUGUAGCCCAUCUUUUUAACCUGUAGCACUUGUCACUGGGGAUGGGGGAGGCGGGGAAGGAGGAAGAGGAAGAGAAGGGGCUGCUCCUGUUGAAGUCACUGGCAGAAGCUCUCUCUGGAGGAGUCUCUGCUGUGCUGGCUUCAGUGAGAACAGAGCUGGCUCCUUCAGGAGCACUGGUACGAAGCCAUAGCAAAGUGGUCAGUUCUGCUUUUCUGCUAUCGGUGUCAAUGUUCUUACCCAGUGUAUGUGGUUAUAGCGUCAGGCCUCCGUGUAAUCAUUUUAAUGACUUUCCAUGUGGAAUAAUAAACAUACAGUUUCAAGUCUC